Closterium sp. NIES-65 is the source of this 3027-nucleotide messenger RNA. The record is from the annotation of a GenBank genome assembly. NCBI's taxonomy places the organism in Eukaryota, Viridiplantae, Streptophyta, Zygnematophyceae, Desmidiales, Closteriaceae.
AUGGAGACGCCGCUUUUGGCGGAGGAGGAGGAGGACGAGCUGGAGAUGGCGAAAGCGUGGAAGGCGGUGGAGGCGGUGCGCGUCAGCGCGGAUCUGCCGGCGGCCGCGAAGCAGCUCAUCACGCUGCUGCGCCGCGUCGACCAGAACGGCCGGCUGUACGCCGGGCCGGCCGUUAAGGACGCCAUUAGGAGGUACGAGCAGUGUUGGCUGCGCAUGGCGUACGGGCAGACGGACGAGGUCAUGCGCACGCUACAGCCGCCGCUGGACGUGCAGUGGGUGUGGCUCGUGCACCGCCUCAACCCCCCCUCUGUCCUUCCGCCCAGCCUCCAUUCGCCUUCCACCCCUCCUGCCCUCCUAUCCCAGGAGGCGUAUGCAGAGGACUGCAGCACGAUUCUUGGUCGGCUGUUAGACGGGGCGAUAUUCGACGCGGAUGAUGACGAUGUGGGCACGUAUGCAGAGGACUGCAGCACCAUUCUGGGCAGGCUGUUAGACGGGGCCAUCUUUGAUCCGGAUGACGACGAUGUGGGCAGUGAGAGCGCGCGCGGGGAGGCAGCAGCCACGGCCGCGUGCAGGGCGCUCUGGGAGGAGCUCUUUCCCUUGGAGCCCUACGACCCCCCCGCCCUUGCUGCUCCUGCUGCUGCCGCUCCUGCUGCUGGGGAUGCUACUGGGAAUGAUGCGGGUGAUGCUUCUGCAGGUGGUGUUGGGGAGGAGAGGGAGGAGGGGAGUGGAGCAGCGGAAGGAGAAAGUGCAGCAGCAGCCACAGGUGGUGAUGGUGGUGGGGGUGGUGGGGCGGCGAGGCAGGGCAAUGGAGCAGCAGCGCCGCCAGAUGCAGCAGCAGCAGCAGCAGCAGCAGCAGGGGUGCCACCAGCUCUGCCCCCCUCGCUCCCCUCUGAACUAACUUAUGACCUUGAAGCGGCUGUGGCCCGCCAGAGCAGCUUUUUCUACCAGGUGGAGCGGCCGUGGAUGCUAAAGCGGCAGUACCUGCAGGGGUCGCUGCAGCGGUACCGCAUGUUCCUCAACCUCGUCAUGCUCAACCGCGGGGUGUUCCUCACCCCCACCUAUGACAUCGACCUGCUCUGGCAUGCUCACAUGAUGUGUGCAGCAGCAUACACCAAGGACAGCGACUGGCUGCUCAGCCGUCUGCUGGGCCAUGAUGAUUCCGACGCCAUGCCAGUGGCUGCAGCGGCAGCAGCAGCCGCUUCUACCUCCAACACCAUCGACAGCAACACGCGGAAGCGCCUCGAGUGGGCCUACCGAGCCACCGCGCAGCUCUGGGACCGAACCUACGGCUCCCCUUUCGACCGCGCCGGAGCUAUGUUUCGAGGCCCGGCGCCCGUGCCUAUCCCGCCACCGCCGCUGGUGGCGCCGCGACGGGUGUUGCCUUUGGAAGGAGGGGAGGGGGAGUUUACGGUUGCAGAGUUGAAUGCUGGGAGGGGGUUGGAACCGCGGAUGACUGUAGAGGUCGAUUUCAUGGUGUGGGGUUUGCUCAAUUUCCAUGCCGACAAGCCCGAGAAUCUCUUUCUCAUGAUCCGGACGAAACGCGCUGCCCAUGAUUUCUCGCUGCGCACGCGCUCGCUGCCCGCCCGCCCUGGCUGCCGCCCGCCAGCCUGGCGGCAACGGUGGGCGCUGGAAGCUGAGGUGGCGACAGCAGGGUUGCAAUUCGAGCUACGAGCUGAAUCAGGGACUUUCUGGGGCGGGUUAUGGGGCCCGAGAAUAGUGGGGAGUGGAGGUAUUACCUGGGAGGAGGUGUUAUCUCGCCCGGCUCUUCUGGUGGAUAGACAGGUGGCGCUGGCGCCUGUUGAUCUGCUCACUGCUGUGGGGAUCAGGGGGGACGGGGACGAUGCGGCAGGGGGGAAUAAGGCAGCAGGAGCAUCGGGGGGAGCGGAUGGAUCGGGGGGGGGGAGCGGGGCGGGAGCGGGGGCGCUGGUGGUGAGUGGGGGAGGGGGGAAGGCGAGUGAGUUGCCGCGGGUGCAUGUGGCGGUGUCCCUCACACCCCCCACACCGGCGCCUUACCUGCUGAGGACAGUGUUCAUGCGCGGCACUGAUGACAACGGCGCCAUGAUCUGUGAAGAGAUAGCCGUGCAGAGGGACUUUCGACCGCAGUACGGCCGGUGGGGGUCGCGCACGGUGUACAACCACGAGGACAAGGAGGUGUUUGUUAUACGCAAGAGGGUGGCCAAGGGUACAUGGCAUGCGCGCUAUCGGCCUCUGCCUGUGGAACCAAAGGAGAAAGUCAUUCUCUUGCACCAGGGUGGGUGGCGCUACAUCGAGACCGACCCUGUCCCUCUACCCGAGCCAGAGCCACCGCACCUGCGGGUGGGGGUGGUGCGGGGGCCGGUGGUGGCGCAGGCGGUGCCACAGGCGUCGGAUGACUACGAUCAGAUUCAACGGUUCUGCUUGCUCGACUGCCUUCCCAACGGCCGCACUGCCACGGUCACCAUCGAGCGUCGACGCGACGCCACGAUUUUCAUCCAGGGGAUAAAGCUGACACUUGAGGAGGAAGGGACCAGCCGGCAGGUGCUGCUGCUGCCAGGUCGUCACCACAAGUACAAGGUCCCAGGAGCCCCUUCAGUGGAAGACCUAGGCUUCGCAACGCUCAUCCGCUUCCCUCCAGAUGCCCCUCACGGCCGCGCCACAGCCCUACUCAACUGGAAGGGGGCAGCCAUGGAGGUCGCACCAGAUGAGUCUGUCCCCCUCGUGCUGCUGCUCUGCACAUGCCUCUCCGAGGCUAUUAAUGAUAUGGCGGGAAUCAACCGCGUCAGAAGGUUCCGGCGCCUACCAUUGGCCGAUCCCGACCCGGCUAAUCACUGGGGCGCGCUGAGCAUAUCGAGGGACACAGUUGGCGGGGCGGCGGCAGCUGCGGCGGCCAAGAGUGGCGAGGAGGAGUUUUCGUUUUCGAGUGUGGAGAUGAGCCGGCAGAAGUGGUGGAAUAGGAGGCCGCUGCGGUUUGCAGUGGGGGCUGGGAGCUGUGGCGCUGGCGCCUGUGGGCCCAGUUGCACUGGCCCUGUUGACAUCUUCAGUGGGUAA